Molecule: messenger RNA, 915 nt
Organism: Hirsutella rhossiliensis
Lineage: Eukaryota; Fungi; Ascomycota; Sordariomycetes; Hypocreales; Ophiocordycipitaceae
Product: putative sac3 ganp nin1 mts3 eif-3 p25 protein
Exons: 2
Coding region: 1-915 (304 amino acids)
Source: RefSeq, a predicted model, not a curated record
AUGCCAAACAGAGGCGACAGGGCCCCGUCGGGCCCAUGGGGCAGGCUCAAGCCCGUCGAGCAAGAUGUCCUGGAAAGCAUGGGCUUGCCCUCCAAGGGAGACAGCCGCCUGCUCGAUCUCAAGACGCAGGAAAGGUACUACACAAAGAUUGUCGAGCGCUACAUGACCUUUUGCUCCGAUGCCGGCCGCCGCGAUGAGUUGCUGCGCCGCUUCUCCUCCCUUGAAAUUGCCAGCGAUUCAGGGCCCCCUUCCUCGUCAGCACCGCCGCCGGCUGAGCACUUGGCCAGCCCGUCUGUCGAGGCUCUCCAGAGCCCGGCAAACUCCAAGGCGCUCUCGGACGUCAUAGCGGCACUUCGCAAGCUUAGGGAGGGUGUCGUGGCAUCGAAGCGGGCCGACGACUUCGCCGUCCAGGCCUAUCUCUUUUGCAUCCGCCUGUCCGUCCUAGUCAAGCAGCCCGAGUCAUACCACCCAGCCAUCCUCCAUCUGCUGCAGACGAUACACCCGCGCCAGCCGCUAACCUCGGUCGAGUUCCAGGAGGUGGUUGGCUAUCUUGUCCUCGACACGGCCUGCCGGCGGCGUCAGCUCGCCGAGGCCUUUGUGCUGCGGCGACAAUACGGCCUCCGGGAUGCCAAGGUCGGCGCCGUUCUGGCAGCGCUUGUUCAUGACAACUGUGUUGCCUUUGGCCGUGUGAAGAGGGCCGUCGACGGCCACAAGGCCCGCAUUAUGGAAUGGGCCGAGGCGGACCUGAGGAUACACGCGCUCAAGUGCAUCGGCAAGACAUACAUGGAGGUCGAGGUCGACUUCCUGGAGCGCAUGACCGGGUCGACGUGGGACGAGCUCAAGAAGAACGAUGGCGUUGGCUGGGAGCUCGACCGCGCAAGAGUCACCAUCCGCAAGCCCAAGGAUCGUCGUUGA